Dioscorea cayenensis subsp. rotundata (Guinea yam) is the source of this 1377-nucleotide messenger RNA. RefSeq lists its product as uncharacterized. The transcript is spliced from 6 exons. The coding region runs from base 1 to 1377 and encodes 458 amino acids. Lineage: Eukaryota; Viridiplantae; Streptophyta; Magnoliopsida; Dioscoreales; Dioscoreaceae. The record is from RefSeq and is a predicted model, not a curated record.
AUGCGGGAAACCGUUAGUAGGUAUUUCAAUCAUGUCUUAUUCGCAAUUGGUGAAUUACAACAUGAAUUCGUGAGACCACCAAGUACGCGAACACCACCAUAUAUAGCAACAAGGAACACAUUAUACCCUUACUUCAAGGAUUGCAUUGGGGCCUUAGAUGGGACACAUAUUCAUGCUUCUGUCCCAGUAUCUGAAGUAGCAGCAUUUCGAGGAAGAAAACCAUACCCAACACAAAAUGUCCUUGCUGCUGUAGAUUUUGACCUCCGUUUCACUUUUGUAUUAGCUGGUUGGGAAGGAUCGGCGCAUGAUUCCUUAGUUCUUCGUGAUGCACUCGAAAGACCAAAUGGGUUAAAAGUCCCCGAAGGAAAGUAUUAUUUGGUUGAUGCCGGCUAUGCCACAAGACCUGGGUUUAUACCCCCUUACCGGGGUGUUAGAUAUCACUUGAAAGAGUUUGGCUCUCGAACACCUGCAAAUCCUAAGGAGCUUUUUAAUCUACGACAUUCAUCUGCACGCACAUCCAUUGAACGUGCAUUUGGUUCUUUGAAGAACCGCUUUAAAGUCCUCGCAUCCAGACCUUUUUUUCCAUUUAAGACACAAGCAGAACUUGUUUUGGCAUGUUGUACCUUACAUAAUUACAUCCUCAACGGCGGUGAGGAUGACUUUAUUCCGUCUGAGGAAGAUUGGAUACCACAUCGGUCUUCACAAACCACCUUUAGGGAACAAAGAGAAGAAGCACAAGAGUGGGCUAUCCGUCGUGAUCAAAUUGCAGCCGAGAUGUGGGCAAACAAAAUGGAAGGAGAUAGUGCAUUUGAAGGUAGCCAGACAGCAUCAAUUACCAAGAGCAGAUUAAGGGCAUCAGGAAAUAAGAGAUGGACACUAACUGAAAGUCGAUACUUCAUAAGGUUUAUGGCUAGCCAAGUUGAGCAAGGCUUAAAAGUAGAUAAAGGAUUCAAACCACAAGCAAUACAUGCUGCAGUUCGAGCCAUGAAUGAUACAUUCGGGGUGACAGUUACGGAAGCUAAUGUAAGUAACCAUCUCAGAACAAUAAGGAGAAGAUGGGUGAGAAUAAAAAAAUUAAAAGAGAUGAGUGGUAUGGGAUGGGAUGAUAAUCUCAAAAUGAUUGUCAUGGGAGAGGCUGAGUACAUAGAGUAUAUUAAGGUCCACACACAAGAUGAGCCUUAUUUGAAUAAGCCCAUUGAGGAUUAUGAUCUUCUUGAGGCUAUUUGUGGUAAUGAUCAAGCUACCGGUCAUCGUGCCAUCCCAUCUGGAAGUCGUAUUGGAGCACAAAUGGAUUACAACACUGAACCAGAAGCGUUCCCUCAAGCCCAGCAUUUUGAUAAUAUGUCUUUCGAGGAGGCAUAUGGUUAUGUCCGUUGA